This is a messenger RNA of Haemorhous mexicanus (house finch), 3373 nucleotides long. RefSeq names its product ATM interactor (gene ATMIN). Gene Ontology annotation, cellular component: nucleus. The transcript is spliced from 4 exons. Lineage: Eukaryota; Metazoa; Chordata; Aves; Passeriformes; Fringillidae. The coding region runs from base 20 to 2389 and encodes 789 amino acids. The record is from RefSeq and is a predicted model, not a curated record. Gene Ontology annotation, molecular function: DNA-binding transcription factor activity, RNA polymerase II-specific; transcription cis-regulatory region binding. Gene Ontology annotation, biological process: regulation of transcription by RNA polymerase II.
CCGAGCAGCUGACAGCAACAUGGCGGCGGCGGCCGGGCGGCGUGGCGGGGGCUUGGGGCGGCCCCCCGCGCCCGUGAGGGACGUGCCGCCCGCCGGGGAGCUGGUGCGGCCCUCGGUGACAGAGCUGUCCCAAGUGCGGACCAACAUCCUGUGCACCGUGCCCGGCUGCGGGAAGGUGCUGCCCAACAGCCCGGCCCUCAACAUGCACCUCAGCAAGGCGCACCCGCUCCAGGACGGAAAACUUAAUGCACCAAUAAGGAAGGGUUUGAAAACUUCACAGAAAUUCUACUGCUGUCCUAUUGAAGGCUGCCCUAGAGGACCAAACAGACCAUUUUCCCAAUUUUCUCUUGUAAAACAGCACUUUAUGAAAAUGCAUGCUGAAAAGAAGCACAAAUGUGAUAAAUGUAGUAACUCCUAUGGCACAGAAUGGUAUUUGAAACGGCAUAUAGAGGUCUGUGGCAAGACUUUCCAGUGUACUUGUGGGUGCCCUUAUGCCAGCAGAACAGCAUUACUGUCUCACAUUUACAGAACUGGCCAUGAAAUCCCUGCAGAACACAGGGAUCCUCCUAGUAAGAAAAGGAAAAUGGAGUCCUCCGUUCAUAAUCAGCAGUUGGCAGAGAAGGCAAAUGAAGCAUUCAGCAAUACACACAGUACUGCUCCUGGCACUCAGGAAUUGGAGUCCUCUGAAGUGAAAGUAGCAGCCUCUCUUGAAGGCUCCUGCAGUUCUAACUUCACAAACCAAAUGCAGCCAAAAUGUGCGCCAAAGAUGCUUUUACCCAAGCCCAAGGUGGCUUUGGUUAAACUUCCAGUGAUGCAGGUUGCUCACUUGCCUGUAUAUGUAUCUGCAACAGACUCUUCUGUCAAACCUGCUGUAGUGGCUGUUGAUAAUCAAGGUUCAGUUGUAAGUACUGUUCAUUUAUUGCCUCAGUCUAUAGGAAUCCUGAUUCCAGCCCUGGAGGCAGAAACACUUGUAUUUAAAGACAGUAUGCCUGUUUCAAAGGUGACAACUUCUGGUGAUCGUGAACCAGUAAGUACUGGUGUACAAGUUGAAUUGGACAAGGUGACAUCAAAUAACCCAGGACAAGAGCUGGGGAAUGUUUGUCACAAGAACAAAAUUUCUUCGAUAAAUAUACAGACUGACUUAUCUUACAUCUCACAGAGCUUUGUACCAGCUGCAGCCUGGACUCCCAAUUCUUCUGUGUCCUCUUGUUCUCAGACAGAUCUGUCAUUCAGUUCCCAGGUUUCGUUGCCCAUCAGUGUACAGACACAGACACUGCUGCCUGCUUCCAAACUGACUUCAUCCAUAGCUGCUCAGACUGAUGCUUUCAGUCAGGGCUGUUUUCCAACGUGUGGCAUUUCCAGAGAGACUCAAACCAGCAGGACACAGGACUGUAUUGAUGGAAGAGUACAGAUGGACCAGGCUGUAAUGUGCAGUGACAUUUUUGACAAUGUUCCUUCAUCAUAUAAUGUUUCUACUGACAUUGAGCUUCCAGAAAAUAAUUUAAUGCCUGCAAAUAUAGAUCAAACCUUGCUGCAAAGAAGUAGUUGCAAGAGCCUGAAUCAGGAUACGGUUAAGUCUGAAUCCCUUAUCAGCUUCAAUACACAGACUAACAUACUUCCACCUCAAAAUACAACAGAUAAUCAAACCCAGACAAUGGACCUGCUAAGUGAUCUGGAAAACAUUUUUUCAGGAAACAUGUCUGGCCAGACACUGGAUAAUCGUGGCCUUUUGUCUGAGACGAGUUCUAAUGCUGACACACAUCUUCCAUCUGCUCCAUCACAGAGCACAGGGAUAGACUUCGACAUCGAAGAGUUCUUUUCAGCAUCCAACAUCCAAACUCAGACUGAAGAGAGUGAGCUUGGUACCCUGAACUCUGAGCCAGUUUUGGAGUCACUGGACAUUGAAACUCAGACUGAUUUCUUAUUUUCAGAUAGUGCCACUCAAUCAUAUAGCUGCCGAGGCAGUUCUAACUUCUUAGGUUUGGAGAUGUUUGAUACACAGACACAGACAGACUUGAAUUUCUUUUUGGACAGUACUACCCAUCUGCCUUUAGGAAGUAUUCUGAAACAGUCCAGUUUCUCGAUGAGCACUGACUCAUCUGAUACAGAAACCCAGACAGAAGUAUAUAUGGCUGCUAAAAAUACACCUGCUCAGAAUAUUGAAAGCAAAGUCCAGCUCAGUAGUGCUGAGACCCAGACUAUGGAUAGCUGCUUUGAGAAUCUGGGGAGUUUAUUCCUUACCAGCAAUGAAACACAGACAGCAAUGGAUGACUUCCUUCUGGCUGACUUAGCCUGGAAUACAAUGGAGUCCCAGUUCAGUUCAGUAGAAACACAGACCUGUGAAGAGCUGUGCUCCUUGUUCCAGAGCUCUGACAAGCCCAGCCACUGAGUGCUACAUAAUAUAACUGUUUCUUGUGGUUUGAGUUUAACUUAUUGGGGUGGGAGAGAUGGCUUUACCAAGUGAUCCACUUUGCAUUAUUGAAUGUACUUGUCACAAGCAGUUGACCUAAGAGACUUUUCAUGCUGAAGGUACUCUAUUGAAUAUGUAACUUUACAUAAACUAUGUGUGUAUAAAUAGAGGGGAAAGGGGGGGUUGUAACAUGUUAAUGUACAUUUGAACCUUAAAAAAUUAUGUGGUGCCUAUGUUUUUUCCUCAAACUUCAUUAUGAAGCUGUUACUGCUUUCAUCUAAGUGGAAAAACUUUUAAAGUUGUUCUCUCUAUCUCUCUCUCUAUUCCUGGCUUACAUGCAGGGUUCCAAUGUGCUGGACCAAAACCCUGACCUGUUCAGUUGAGAUGCUUCCCUGAACUUGUGGGGGAGGAUUCUAUUAGUGUAAGCUACUUCUGUUUACUUUUUUUAGUAGCUUGUGUUUUAAAUCCGGCAUGAACAUAAUCAGCCGUAUUGUCUUCUUUUACGUUAUGCCUUCACAGCUCUUUCUCCUGCAUAAGCUGACAUUUUCCAAAUACCUGUCCAACACACUAGACACAUAGAGAUUCUUGAAUUGUUGAAAAUAUUUAUUAUUAAACAAGUGUGUAGAAGGCAGUAUUUUUUUUUUCCCUGAGUGGCCCUGAUGCUCUUUGAAGGGUAGGAAAAGAACUUGGAAUUCGUAAUGGUAGGGAAAAUUAGUAUGUCACCCUUUUAGCUAGUGUAAUAAAUGGAACUAACAUUUUUAGAGUCUUCAGAAGGGAUUUGCUUAAAUUAUUUCUGUCUUGAAGAUGCAAAUGUUACAAUGUGUGUGCCUCAGAGACUGGAAUCAUUUGGUUUUGCUGAAAUUCUCCUAGCUUUAUUGAGAUACGAGUUGAGAAAUGUUACAGUGGUUUACGACCUUAAGAGAAAUCUUUAAAAAUGGACAAUUAAAUUCCUUAAAACACUUA